AUGAGACAAAUUGUUAAUUUAAAAAAUGUGAAGAACAUCGCCUUAGAUCGGGCAGCGACGAACGGGGCCGAUUUCAACCGACAUCCGCGCCGUACCUCCUUCUUCAACUUAGUCUACAUCGAACCUUCUGGGAAAGAUGAACUCAACCCUCCAGCUCUUGGUCAUCUUCAGCUUUGCCCUGGUGGUCUUCGCGCAGUACCAUGUCCACUUCGACUCUGUCGAUGUCGACUCGAUACUGAAUAA
Molecule: messenger RNA, 243 nt
Organism: Nezara viridula (southern green stink bug)
Lineage: Eukaryota; Metazoa; Arthropoda; Insecta; Hemiptera; Pentatomidae
Source: the annotation of a GenBank genome assembly